Messenger RNA from Juglans microcarpa x Juglans regia, 1632 nucleotides. Its product is annotated as protein FAR-RED IMPAIRED RESPONSE 1-like. The transcript has 2 exons. Lineage: Eukaryota; Viridiplantae; Streptophyta; Magnoliopsida; Fagales; Juglandaceae. The record is from RefSeq and is a predicted model, not a curated record. Bases 339 to 1253 code for a protein of 304 amino acids.
UUUAAAACACACGGGCGACAACCGAACCUGCGCGAUACCCAUCUCCACUUCUCGAGCAGCCUUCGCGAGCAGAACCUGUUCGGACCAGCCAUCGACACCGCUGCCGAGCUCCAUCUCCGGCCUCAUCUCCGACCUCCAUCUCCGACCUCUCAUCUCCGACCUCGACUACAUUUUUUCCUUUUUUUUUUCCUCCCCCAGACCCCGUGCGCUCUCUGCUUCUCCCUCACUCGUCUACCCCGUUCGGCGCAGCCAUCUCCCCCAGCCCCACGAGUUCGAGCCCCACCAGUCUCUCGGCCAUCUCUCCGACGGAUCGGACCCAAGAGAAUUUGAAUGUUGCAAUGGAUGCCGACAUAGAAUUUUCAAAUAAUGAGUGUGAUGAGGUAGAAAUUGAUAAGGAGAUUGGAGGUGAUGAAACAAUUGAAGAACCUACGGUUGGAAUGCAAUUUUCAUCUGUAGAAGAAGUGCAUGCUUAUUAUAUGAAAUAUGGUAAGAAGAAAGGGUUUGGGGUAUCCAAAAGGAAUAUUAGACAGGAUGACGAUGAGACAGUAAUAUGGUUUUGCUUGGCAUGCGCGCGAGGAGGCACAUCGAAGAGUGCUGUCGCCAAUGUUAUGAAACCAAGACAAACUGUAAAGAUGGGAUGUAAGGCUAGAAUUAAUACAGUAUUAAAUGUUGAAGGUGGAUAUACUAUAUCUAAGGUGAUAUUGGAUCACACCCACGCCUGUAGUUCGGGGAAGGCAAGACAUUUCAGAUGCUUUAAGAAGGUUGAUGCUCGUAUUGCUAAAAGACUUGAAAUAAAUGACGAGGCAGGUAUAAGGUUGUCCAAAAAUUUAAAGUCUUUGGUUGUUGAGGCGAGGCGUUAUGAGAAUGUAACAUUCAAGGAGGAGGAGUGUCGAAACUACAUUGACAAAGUACGACGACUUCGCCUUGGGGUUGGAGGUGGUGUAGCUCUAUGUAACUAUUUCGAAGAUAUGCAAAAAAGAAAUCCGGAGUUUUAUUAUAAAAUUGACGUUGACAAUGAGAUGCGGUUAAAGAAUGUGUUUUGGGCAGACGCCCGGAGUAGAGCUGUGUAUGAAUCAUUCAGGGAUGUGAUUACAUUUGAUACAACAUAUCUCACUAAUGCGUAUAAAAUGCAUUUUCCACCGUUUGUAGGUGUGAACCACCAUGGACAGUCAAUCCUACUCGGUUGCGGAUUGAUAUCCAAUGAAGAUGCAGAUACAUUUGAGUGGUUGUUUCAGUCAGGUUGCAGUGUAUGAAUAACCAACCGCCAAAUGCAAUCAUCACAGACCAAGACAAGGCCAUGAAAAUUGCAAUAUCGAGGGUGUUUCCAACUUCUAGGCAUCGAUUCUGCUUGUGGCAUAUAAUGAAAAAACUUCCUAAGAAAUUUGGCUCACAUUGUCGAUACGAGGAAAUCAAGAGUACCAUACAUAGAUGCGUAUAUGACUCUUUCAGUCAGCAUGAGUUUGAUGAAUAUUGGUGUCGUAUGCUCGAUACAUAUGAUUUGCAUGAGAAUGCAUGAUUAGUAUCACUGUAUAGUGAUCGACAUUAUUGGGUGCCGGCCUAUGUUAGAGACACAUUCUGGGCAGGAAUGUCAACCACACAGCGAAGUGAAGGAAUGAAUGCAUUUUUUGACGA